AUGGGCGCAUUAGAGGCAGAUACUUACUACUCAGGCCUUUGUUCCCGCCCCACGCUUCUCUAUCGCUCGGGGACAUCGCCCUGGGUACGAUCCUCCUUGGACUGGGGUCGAGACUCCAGGAGACUUCGCCCCGUUUUCGGACACAGGAUGAACGUCGUCUGGAAGGACCUGGGUGGCAAAAUAUGUCAGACCUUGGAUUCCAAGAAGGUUCUUUGGUCGUCUGUCGACGUCGUUCGUUUCACGGAAGCUGAACGCCGCCGGUCCGUGGGCCCUGUCAUUCUAUGGAUCGGUGUCCUCCCCAACACCCUCUCCAAGGAUGAUGCAUGCGUUUGUGCGGACGCCUGUCUGCACCUUCUCAAACAAUUCGACCUCAAGGAUGUCGAGGUCGAGUUCCGGUACUCCACGUAUACCCGUUUUGUCCUCCCGACCCUCCACAAACCCGCCACUGACGGAGGGAGCACCGACGAUUUUCAUGCGCAGCUCACUCCGCUUAUCGGGAACUCCAUCGCCGCUGAAGACGCCAGCCAUGGCCAAGGUUCCGUGGGACUGUAUCUUGCUGAAGGCGGCGACAGCGACUCCAUCCUACUCCUCACAGCCCGUCAUGUCCUUUUCCCGCCGGACACAGGACUCAACGUCGCCUACGACUCCCGUCAUCUGGAUCCGGGUGUAGAUCGUCGUAAAGUAGUUCUCCUUGGCGAUAAAGCUCAUGCCGACCUCCUCGUAUCGAUCAAAAAGAAGAUCGGCCGGCUCGCCUGUGAGGCGGAGAUGUAUCAAGGAAGGAUCAACGAAUGGCAGCAGAGCCUCCAGCAGGGUGAUACCACUGUGUGCUCCCAGGAAGAUCUGGAACGCGAGACAUCACUCGUGGCGGGGAAGAACGAGGCCAUCGAGGCACACGUGCCACUUUACACAGAAGUCCGAAAGGAGUGGAGGUCACCUCGACGCCGUGCCUUCGGCCAUAUCAUCUGCUCUCCACCCAUCACUACUGGUACAGGCACGCAGAGCUUCACCGAAGACUACGCCAUUGCCGCGGUUGAUAAGGCCAGGAUGGAAAAGGGUGCAUUCCACGGAAAUGUGAUCGACCUCGGGAUGAACAUUAAGCCCGUUGAUUUCAUGAGAAGGAUGGAAGGUUGCACCAAAGACGGUCUCGAUUUCACGUAUCCAUCCCUCAAUCGGCUCUUUCCCCUUGAGGGUAUACUCCCGGAGGAAAUCAUGCGCGAGCCAGACUUGCUCGACCUUCAUGAUCUCCCUUGUCUCUCGGUCCUCAAGCGCGGUAGCGCAACAGGGGUAACCACCGGCCGCGCGAACGGUGUCUUCUCCUACGUCCGGGAGUAUUUCGACAACGGCACCCACCGGACGUCGAUGGAGUGGGCGAUCCUCCCGCAUGAUGCGGAUCGAGGACCUUUUGCCGCACCUGGCGACUCGGGUGCUGCCGUGGCCGACGCACUCGGACGCAUUGGCGGCCUCAUCACCGGAGGUACAGGGAGCGGGGACGGGAAGGUAUCGGAUGUCACGUACGCGACGCCGUUCUUCUGGCUGCUCCCUCGCGUCAAGGAAAAUGGGUUCCCAAAUGCCCACCUUGAUUUGGUUGCGUUUUAG
Messenger RNA from Epithele typhae, 1596 nucleotides. RefSeq lists its product as uncharacterized. Lineage: Eukaryota; Fungi; Basidiomycota; Agaricomycetes; Polyporales; Epitheliaceae. The record is from RefSeq and is a predicted model, not a curated record. The coding region runs from base 1 to 1596 and encodes 531 amino acids. The transcript has 2 exons.